Messenger RNA from Aspergillus chevalieri, 1947 nucleotides. RefSeq lists its product as uncharacterized. Gene Ontology annotation, molecular function: oxidoreductase activity. Bases 1 to 1947 code for a protein of 648 amino acids. Lineage: Eukaryota; Fungi; Ascomycota; Eurotiomycetes; Eurotiales; Aspergillaceae. The record is from RefSeq and is a predicted model, not a curated record. The transcript is spliced from 7 exons.
AUGGUAACCAAACCUCCCUCGUACCCAAUCAAGGGUAUCAACACCCUCGAUCCCCAAGGCCGCCGUCCUGUCCGCAAGAACAUCGACGACUGGUACAAGGAGCAGACCAUGGAUGACAAUUCACAGAGGAUCCAGUUGACCCUCUUCGUCGAGGCUUUAGCCAUUGUCCAGGCCCUGCCUUUUGAGGAUGUACGCUCCUGGUUUCGCAUUGCGGGCAUUCAUUCUCAACCCUGGGUGGCGUGGGACAAUGCGAGUGCUCCCAAGGGGCCGAAAGAGGUCCCAAAAGAUAGAGUGCCUGGAUACUGUGUCCACAAUGAUUACACGUUUCCGACAUGGCAUCGGGUGUAUGUGACUUUGCUUGAGCAAGUCCUCCACGAAGCGAUGAAUGAAUUUAUUGAUAAGAACGUCCCAGAUCAGUGGGAGACAGAGUGGCGAAAUGAAGCCAAGCAGUGGCGUCUGCCGUACUGGGACUUUGCCAGAUUCGCCAAUAAGCCGGAGGUGGAAGUGCCUGAAGGAGCGGUUGGUGAACUCAGACUCCCCAUCCUGCUUGUAAAGCCGAACGUCGAGAUUCGUUCUGUUUCGAAGAACAAAACGACAGUCGAGACCAAAACUGUGGCAAAUCCUUUCUACAAAUACACCGCGCCCAAGGUGAUGGGUAAACUGGACAGUCCAUAUAAGAUCCAGACUGAGACACGCACAAAAACAGACCAUAAUGGAAAGUCAACAUCAUGGACCAUUCCUUGGGACAAAUGUAUCUCAACCACCAAGUACGGCCUUCUAGAGGGUUAUCACGUCGACAUCUGGGCCGACGGAGGUCAGAACUGGCUUCGCUCUAACCUGGCACUGAAUGAACAUGCCUGGGGUCCUCAGCCAGCCAAGCCACAACAGACAGUGCAGUUCAUGACUUGGAAGUUGUUGCAGCAGAAUGGUGGUCCCACCAGCUGGACGGCUUUUUCCAGCACCCGAUACUGCAGAUCUCACGAUGAAAAGCCGGAGUACUGGCUGUCUUUGGAAAUGAUCCAUAACAACAUCCAUGCCUUUGUUGGAGGAUCGCAAUUCAUCCGUCCUGAUGAGAAGCAUAUGAAGCUCUGGGGUAUGGGACACAUGGCCAGUCCUUUAGUUGCAGCUUUUGAUCCCAUCUUCUUCAUCUAUCACUGCAACAUCGACCGCCUGACAGCCAUCUGGCAAUUCUUGAAUCCAACCAAGUGGUUUGACGGCGAUAGUGCAAGCGCCCUUAACAACGAUCUCCUGCCAUUCUCCAAGAACGACAAACACGAGACUUACAAAUCCGAAGAUGUGAAGGACUGGCGCAAACUUGGAUACGACUAUGAGAUUCUUCAGGAUAAAAAUGACCACAAUCAAGAACACAUCAAGCAGGUCAAAAAGGACAUUGAUACUCUCUACUCGAAGCGGACUAGGGCCCUGUUCCCUGGCUUGGACAAGGAGGAAAGGGAUGAAAGUGACUAUAUCAUCACUAUUUACUACAACCGCUACGCUCUGAAUGGCGAGCCUUACAAGAUCAACCUCUUUGUCGGUGAGAAACCGGAAGAAGACUUCAUCGGCCCCGGAAGCAAGAACUUUGUCGCCAGUAUCUACAGCUUCAGUGCUCCUUUACCUGCAGACGGGGAUGGUGGAUGCGGAAACUGCAAGCAACAACAGAAAGAGGGCGUCAGGUCUGUCGCGCAAGUUCCUGCCACGUUUGCCGUCGACAAAUUUGCAAAUGAAGAUGCCGGUCACCCGAAAGACAACGUGUGGUUUGUGGUGGUCGACAGUCUGGGACAGCAAGUGGAUCUCAAAAGACUUGGCUCCCCGAUUGAGGCGACGCUGCAUCGUGCUGAGAAGGCAACCUUCUUGCAUGAGGUCGAUGAUAACAGCCCGACAGACUAUGAGAAGAUAGGAGAUGGCAAGCAAGUCGUCUAUGGUGAGGCUACAACCUCUUUCAGAUAA